GCGGAGGAGAAAAUGCCAUCAUGCCCCCCUCUCGCGCCACAACCCCUUCUCCGGGCCCACCACCCCGUCGGCGCCUCCGAGCUCGCCCAGCACUACGCGGCCCUCCUCCACCGCCUCUCCACCCUCCCCCGCGUCCUCCUCCGCCCCCUCCGCUCCCUCCACGCCCACCUCCUCGUCUCCGGCCUCCGCCCCCGCUCCCACCUCCUCAACCGCCUCCUCCACCUCUACUCCCUCUCCCGCGACCUCCCCUCCGCCCACCGCCUCUUCCUCUCCUCCCCUCCCAACCCCUUCUCCGCCACCUCCCUCCUCUCCGCCUUCGCCGCCUCCCGCCGCCUCGACCUCGCCCUCCGCAUCUUCGCCUCCACCCCCCUCCGCGCCCGCGACCCCGUCCUCUACAACGCCCUCAUCUCCGCCCUCUCCCGCGCCCCCGACGCCGCCGCCGCCGCAGCCGUCCUCCGCUCCAUGCUCCGCGACGGCUUCCGCCCCGACGCCUACACCUUCACCGCCGCCCUCAGCGCCAUCGCCCCCGCCCCCGCCGACGCCGCCCCCGCCCACUGCCGCCAGCUCCACUGCGCCGCCGUCAAGUCCGGAGCCGCCCGCGCCGUGUCCGUCUCCAACGCCCUCGUCGCCCUCUACAUGCGCUGCGGGUCCCCCGUCCCCGCCCGCCAGGUGUUCGACCAAAUGCCCGAGAGAGACGAGCUCACCUGGACCACCGUGGUCGUCGGGUACGUAAGAAUCGGCAGUGUGGAUGAAGCGAGGCGCGUCUUUGAUGCCAUGGACGGGCGGUUCGAUGUUGUCUGGAAUGCGAUGAUUUCCGGGUACGUGCAGUCUGGGAUGGUCUCGGAGGCGUUCGAGUUGUUUAGAGAGAUGCUCUCGAAGCAGAUACCGCUCGACGAGUUCACGUACACCAGCGUGCUCAGCGCCUGCGCCAAUGCGGGACUUCUUCUUCACGGGAAAGCAGUUCAUGCUCAUGUCGUCCGUUCUGGGCCAGAUUUCGAUCCUGAAUCGGCGUUACCGGUUAAGAACGUGUUGGUCACAUUGUAUUCUAAAUGCGCAAAGGUGGAUACUGCAAGAAGGAUCUUUGAUGAGAUUCGAUUGAAGGAUCCCGUCUCAUGGAAUGCUAUCUUGUCGGGGUACGUCAAUUGUGGCCGAGUUGAUGAUGCGCUCGAGAUAUUUAAACAGAUGCCGCAAAAGAGUCAGUUAACUUGGAUGGUGAUGAUUUCGGGAUUGGUUCAAAAUGGGCUUCCAGAAGAAGCAUUGAGGUUGUUCAGUCAGAUGAGGGACGGCAAUCUCAAGCCAUGCGACUACACCUUCGCGGGUGCAAUUGCUGCGUGUGGUGAGGUCGGAGCAUUACAAAAUGGCAAACAGCUUCAUGCGCAGCUCAUCCAAAUUGGUUUUGAGUCGAGCAACUCAGCAGGCAACUCUCUAUUGACAAUGUAUGCGAAAUGCGGAGCCGUGGAACUGGCUCACUUGGUAUUUGUUGUAAUGCCCAAUGUGGAUUCUAUCUCGUGGAACGCGAUGAUCGCUGCCCUAGGGCAGCAUGGGCAUGGAUCAGAAGCAGUAGAGCUCUAUGACCAGAUGAUCGCGGAGGGUUUAUGCCCUGAUCGUAUCACUUUUCUCACCAUCUUAUCAGCAUGCAAUCAUGCGGGGUUGGUGGAUGAAGGGAUUCGGUAUUUCGAGUCAAUGGAGCGAGAUUAUGGUAUUACCCCUGGGGAAGAUCAUUAUGCUCGAUUGAUCGAUCUGUUAGGCCGAGCAGGGCGGAUUGCGGAAGCUAAGGAUGUUAUAAAAUCGAUGCCUUUCGAGCCUACGUCAGCCAUUUGGGAGGCCAUUCUAGCCGGUUGUCGAAUUCAUGGAGAUAUGGAUCUUGGUAUUUAUGCGGCGGAAAAGCUAUUCGAGAUGAUACCGCAUCAUGAUGGAACAUAUAUUCUUUUGUGUAACAUUUAUUCGGCUGUCGGGCGGUGGGAAGAUGCCGCUAGGGUUAGGAAAUUGAUGAAGGAUCGCGGGGUGAAGAAGGAACCUGGAUGCAGCUGGAUUGAGAUUUCUAAUAAAGUGCAUGUGUUCCUUGUUAAUGAUACAACGCAUCCUGAAGUACAGCUAGUAUACCAAUUCCUUGAUAUACUCGGUGUUAAGAUGAGAAAGUUGGGUUAUGUCCCGGAUACUAAGUUUGUGUUGCAUGACAUGGAGCCUCAGCAAAAGGAGUAUGUAUUAUCUACACAUAGCGAGAAGUUGGCGGUUGCAUUUGGGCUUUUAAAGCUGCCUCAUGGAGCUACUGUAAGAGUCCUUAAGAAUUUGAGAAUCUGCGGCGAUUGCCAUACUGCGAUCAUGUUUAUGUCGAAGGCCAUCGGGAGAGAGAUAGUUGUUAGAGACGCUAAACGGUUUCACCAUUUCAAGGAUGGAGAAUGUUCAUGUGGGAACUUUUGGUGAAAACCAAUUUACACAAAACUUGUUCUAGUGCAAUAUACAUCCGAUGAUGAGCAUCAAGCCCAAAGAUCAGAAACUGGGACUUACUUCAACAAUGGAUGUUGCUGAUCAUGAUUUUUAAUCAUGCUGGAAUGAAUACAUUUACUAGGGUUUAAAGGCGUAUAAGGUCAAAAUUAACCCUACAUCGGUAGCUUAAAACAUUGAAGAGCUACCAUCGGUAUUUGGAUAACCGCAAAGAAUCUGACAUCAAUUAUCAUCAGUUUCUUACUCAGACUGAAUUCUUGUUCUUCUUCACUGAAUGUCAUCAUGCUGAGAAAAAUAUACACUAUGAAAAAGAGAUGAUUAGAAGAGUUGAAUGCAUGAUAGUGAUGCGGCAUGGAAAUGUGUGAGCCCAGAAGUUUCUCAUCAUGCCAAAAAAGGAAUAAAUCAAGCUUGGCAACUCAGCUUUUGGAGCUCGUCAACUAGAUAUUGCCAAUAUCGAAGGUGCAAUUUGAAGUUUAAAUCUAUUAAGGGCCUAGAUCAGGAACCAGGUUUUGUAGGAUCCUCAAUCUCUCAUUGAUCCUCUCUCUCCUCUUCUGUUGAAGCAAUACAAGGUUCAGCAAAAAAGUCAGCAAUGUGAAACACCAGAAGAGUGAUUUCGAAUGCUUUCGGCAUUUUUAUGAAUGACUUACCC
Messenger RNA from Ananas comosus (pineapple), 3094 nucleotides. RefSeq names its product pentatricopeptide repeat-containing protein At1g25360. Gene Ontology annotation, molecular function: zinc ion binding; protein binding; RNA binding. Lineage: Eukaryota; Viridiplantae; Streptophyta; Magnoliopsida; Poales; Bromeliaceae. The record is from RefSeq and is a predicted model, not a curated record. The coding region runs from base 13 to 2424 and encodes 803 amino acids. Gene Ontology annotation, biological process: RNA modification. The transcript has 4 exons.